Messenger RNA from Trichomonas vaginalis G3, 1557 nucleotides. RefSeq lists its product as uncharacterized. Lineage: Eukaryota; Parabasalia; Trichomonadida; Trichomonadidae. The transcript has a single exon. The record is from RefSeq and is a predicted model, not a curated record. The coding region runs from base 1 to 1557 and encodes 518 amino acids.
AUGUCAAGCAACUUACAGAUGCGACCAGGAACUGCGCUUGGUGGAUCGAGAUUUCUUGCUAAUUUAAAUCGAGAUUCAGACAUGAAUUCAUUAAAUUCCAGAGAAAAUUUAUCAAGGACAGAUUCAAUGCCACGAAGAUUAGAAGGGAGACCACCUCCGAUUCCAAGGCAGAAUCUUCAGCCAAAUCCAGAACAAGAUAAUCUAAAUUCUUCAUCUCCACCACCAAUGAAUAACCAACCUCCUCCACCUGAAAACCAACAUAGUGAAGAGAUAAAUGGCGUUAAAAUAACCAUACAAAACCAAGAAAACGUUCGGCCGCAGUCAGCAAGAUUUCUGACUGGAUCUCUUUUUUCCAAAAACGAUGAUGAGCCUAAUCCACUUAAUAUCCGACCCCAAUCUGCAAGAUUACUCCCGAGUUCGAAUAAUAACGACCAAUUGUUCACGCAAACUCAACCGGUACAAACGCCUCCACCGCAGCCAAAAGGAGAUAUUGUAUUUCCCAAGAUACAGACUGAAGGAAAUCCACAGCCAAAAGAGGUCCCUCCCCCAAUUGAUGUAGCUCAUUUCACAAAUACCUAUUCAUCUGAUAGCUACAACUUUACCCCAAGUGCUCCUCCUGAGAGUACUCCUAUAAAUCCGCAAGUUGAGGCAGCUAAACGUUUAAGUCGUACUGAGAAAAAGCUAAUAGAUACGAUCAACAGAUCUUUAACUAAUUUCAAGCAAUCAUUCACACGAGAGCUAAGCAAAUCAUUCAGAAACGAUUAUUACAACUCUACUCAAGAGCUCGAUCAGUUCAAAAAUGAUAUAAUUAAUGAAACUAACGAUUUUCUGAAAACUAUCGAAAUCUACCCAAUUGAUGUAACAUCAAUUUCUAACAGAAUCGGUAUUACGCUUGAUGAUGGCGCAAAGCAUAUUAAAAUGCUGUUAUCUGAUAGCGAAAUGCAACAACAAACGAAAUUUGAAUCUAAAAAGGAUUUACUUACAGAUUACAGUCGCUCAUUAAACGAGUACUGCAAAGCAUAUACAGAUAAUACGAAAGCUAUUUUAGAUAAGUUAAAUUUAGCUUUAAGUCGGAUUAAUCAAGAAAAAGAUAAGAUUAUAUCGAAGCGUCAGGAAAUUACAAGGAGACAACGCUCUAUUAAACUAAAACGUUCGGAUUUGGAAAAUACAGCUGCAAGACAAAAAUUAGAAAUCGAAAACUCGCUUAGAACAGCAGAACAGAUUCAAGCCGCACUCGAAAAUAUGAACGAUGAGGACUCUACUCAAAAUAAGUCAGAAAUAUACAGAAACAUCGAUCAAGAAAUUGAUAAAAUCCUCAAUUUCUUGGACAACAAUGAAAUGUCAGAAUUUCAAGACGCAGCCACAAGAAUUGCUCAGAAUAUGGAUGCUGUCAACUCUGGACUUCUGGCUGAUUUCAAUGAUAUUAAUGAUGCGGAAAUUAUGGCCGCUCAGUCUAUUCGAACGGCUUUAUUACAGAUGCCAAGGCCAGUACCAAUGAUAAGUUUCGUCAAUGAAGACUCUCCAACGAAAUCUGUUGGACGUGUGAAAAAUCAUUAA